Glycine soja is the source of this 1104-nucleotide messenger RNA. RefSeq lists its product as uncharacterized. Gene Ontology annotation, biological process: UDP-N-acetylglucosamine biosynthetic process. The transcript is spliced from 4 exons. NCBI's taxonomy places the organism in Eukaryota, Viridiplantae, Streptophyta, Magnoliopsida, Fabales, Fabaceae. The coding region runs from base 53 to 766 and encodes 237 amino acids. Gene Ontology annotation, cellular component: Golgi apparatus; endoplasmic reticulum-Golgi intermediate compartment; endoplasmic reticulum. The record is from RefSeq and is a predicted model, not a curated record. Gene Ontology annotation, molecular function: monosaccharide binding; glucosamine 6-phosphate N-acetyltransferase activity.
UUCAUUAUCCACUCCAAACUUCUUGCGUUGCCCAAGCACACACAGAACAGAAAUGGUGACAAUAAUGAGAGUCGCAGCACAAACCCAGACACAGUUACAGUUGAAGAAACACAUGAUAGAGGGUUUCGGUUCCAAAUACAUGGAAUUAAAAUGGGUAAGGCGAAGAACAAGCAAAAGCUCUCAGCUCGAGAAGACGAAGAAGCUAUCAUCAAAACCACCUUUCCCAAUUUACAUUUCCACCGACCCACGCCAUGUGGACCCGCACCGUCUCCGAGACCUCUUCGCUGAUUGCAACCACUCUACCCACCGAUUCCCUACCCGACCCGAACCCGUGGAUAUCCGCAAGCUCCGCACUGCACUGUCUCAUAGUGCCGUUCUUGUCUCCGUCUUCUACAACCCCCAACAUGUAAACGCCGUUUUCCAUCAGAAUUCAUCGUCGUCUUCAAUCGCGGAUAUUUUCAUGCCGGUUUCUCCUUCACGCGAUCAAUUGGUCGGGUUUGGCCGCGCCGUUUCCGAUUAUGGCCUCACCGCUUCUAUUUACGAUGUCAUGGUUAUUCCUUCCCUGCAGAGAAUGGGAAUUGGUCAGAUGAUAGUUAAAAAAAUUGUUAGAAUGCUUACAAAUAGAGACAUCUAUGACAUAGCAGCCCUUUGUUCGGGGAAUGAAAGGUUAUUUUUUGAGGCGUGUGGAUUUGGCAAUGACAUUUUGGGCUCUACUACCAUGAUGUACAGGAGAACUGCUCCAUUAACAAUCCAGGAAGGUGAAUAGACAGUUACACGUGCAGGCCGAAAGCUAUUGCCUAUUGUUGAUUCCACCUAUUAUUGAGGAACCCUCCUACGAAUCUUCAAGGAAAAGAGUCAAGCUGCAUUUUAUAAAUAACAAUGAACAAGAUUGUUGCUUGAUCAGCUAGAGGAGGUUCAACAUUGCCAUUUUUUAAGUCAUUUCAUUGUAGAUCUAAAUUCAAUUGAUGGAUAGGUAAAACAUGUUUCAGUGCAAACGUGGGAAAACUUGUGGCUUCUGGAAAAAUACAUUUUUUGUACAGAGCACAACCGAAUAUGGAAUAAACUGCCAAAAUUGUCUGUCUAAAGAUCUGUGUCUUCACGUCA